Oncorhynchus keta (chum salmon) is the source of this 3851-nucleotide messenger RNA. Its product is annotated as zinc finger protein 271-like. Gene Ontology annotation, molecular function: DNA-binding transcription repressor activity, RNA polymerase II-specific. NCBI's taxonomy places the organism in Eukaryota, Metazoa, Chordata, Actinopteri, Salmoniformes, Salmonidae. Bases 263 to 3379 code for a protein of 1038 amino acids. Gene Ontology annotation, biological process: negative regulation of transcription by RNA polymerase II. The record is from RefSeq and is a predicted model, not a curated record. The transcript has 6 exons.
GCGAUGCUGCUGGUGUGACGUAUAAUGUAGUGGACGGAACUCUUCUUUCAUCAGCAGCAACAGUUAGUCAGACACCUCGGUAGCUUGAUAGACGAACCAAUAAAACUCUUUAGACGUUUUGUGGUAUAUUAGCCACUGUGUUGUAAACACAUUUCUGUCGUCUAACGUUAGUUAUACCAUUUACUGUCACAUUUACGUUGUUAUUAGUCAGCUAGCUGGCUGGUUAAGUUAGCAUUAGCCUAGCUAGCUAACAUCUCCGACCAUGCGGUCACUAAGCUGCUCUCCUCCUGAUAAAGAAGAGGAGGUCUGCUGGACGGAGAAAGAAGCUCUGGUGAAAGAGGAGGAGGAAGUUACAAUACAAAAACAAGUAGAGGGUGAGGCUGUUGCCGUGAAAGAAGAAGAGAAAGACGUCUCAGUUAAAGAAGAGGAAGACUCGUUCAGAGUGAAAGAGGAGGAGGAUGUUACAGUAAAAGAAGAGGAAGAGGAGAAAGAAGAGGAUUCCGUUUUUGGAGUGAAGGAGGAGGAGGGGGAGGUGGCUGUCACAUCCAAAAAGGAGGAAGAAGAGGAGGAAACUGGAUAUCUGGGCCCGGUUUCCCAAAUACAACUUAAGGCAUCCAAUAAUUAUAAUGAUGAAUUUAGCCAUAAGAUGGUUUUGAGAAACCGUUCCCUGAUUAACACUAGAGAGCGACAUGACGAUUGUGGAUCCUCUGGGGAGCCUCAACAACAUCAUGAAGCUGAAGAGGCAGAGGAGAGUCUCUCUACAUCAGAACAUCUCAAGAAACAGAAGCGGAAACACACAGGGAAGAAACUUCACACAGGGAAGAAAUCUCACUGCUGCUCUGACUGUGGGAAGAGAUUCACCUCUUCAGCAGACCUCAAAAGACAUCAGAGAAUCCAUACAGGAGAGAAACCUUAUAGCUGUGAUCAAUGUGGGAAGAGAUUUACUGAUCUAAGCAGCCUGAAAAGACACCAGAGAAUUCACACGGGAGAGAAACCUUAUAGAUGCAUUGACUGUGGGAAGAGUUUUAAUGUUCCAAGCAGCCUGAAAACACACCAACGAAUUCACACUGGAGAGAAACCUUAUAGCUGCACUGACUGUGGGAAGAGUUUUAAUGUUCCAAGCAGCCUGAAAACGCACCAAAGAAUUCACACGGGAGAGAAACCUUAUAGCUGUGAUCAAUGUGGGAAGAGUUUUGUUUCAUCUAGCCAGCUGACUAUACACCAGAGACCACACACAGGAGAGAAAUGUUAUAGCUGUGAUCAAUGUGGGAAGAGUUUUGUUUCAUCUAGCAAGCUGACUGCACACCAGAGAACACACACAGGAGAGAAAUCGUAUAGCUGUGAUCAAUGUGGGAAGAGAUACUCUGGUAAAAGAUCUCUGAUUAGACAUCAGAAAAUACAUGAAGGAGUUGUUUCAGGCUGUUACCGUGAAGGAAGAAGAGGAAGACGCGUUCAGAGUGAAAGAGGAAGAGGAUGCAGUUUUGGAGUAAAAAAGGAGGAGGAGGAAGAAGAGGAAGAAACUGGAUAUCUGGGCCCGGAUUCCCCAAAGCACCUUAAGGCAUCUCAUGAUGAACUGAGCUGUAAGAUGGUUUUGAGAAACCGUUCCCUGAUUAACACUAGAGAAGGAUGUGACUAUUGGGGAUCCUCUGGGGAGCCUCAACAACAUCAUGACGCUGAAGAGGCAGAGAAAAAAUCACAAUUACACCAGAGAACACACACAGGAGAGAAACCUUUUAGCUGUGAUGAAUGUGGGAAGAGUUUUACUAAGCCAAGCAACCUGAUAUCACACCAGAGAACACACACAGGAGAGAAGCCUUACCACUGCUCUGACUGCGGAAAGAGGUUCUCAAGAGCAGAGAACCUAAAAGUACACCAGAGAAGCCAUACAGGAGAGAAACCUUAUAGCUGCUCUGACUGUGGGAAGAGGUUUCUUUUGUCAGGACAUUUAAAAGCGCACCAGAGAAUACAUACAGGAGAGAAACCUUAUAGCUGUGAUCAAUGUGGGAAGAGUUUUACUCAGUCGUGCAACCUGAUAUCACACCAGAGAAUACACACUGGAGAGAAAUAUCACCGCUGCUCUGUCUGUGGGAAGAGAUGCACCACUUUAUCAGACCUCAAAAGACAUCAGAGAAUCCACACAGGAGAGAAACCUUAUAGCUGUGAUCAAUGUGGGAAGAGGUUUACUCAGUCAAAGAACCUGAUAUCACACCAGAGAACGCAUACAGGAGAGAAGCCUUACCAUUGCUCUGACUGCGGGAAGUGUUUCCACAGAUCAGAUUCUCUAAGAAGACACCAGCGAACACACACAUGUGAGAACUCUCUUAGCAAGACAUUUCAUAGCUGUGAACAAUGUGACAAGAGAUACUCUGAUAAAAGAUCUCUGAUUAAACAUCAGAAAAUACAUGAAGGAGAGGAGGAGGGGGAGGUGGCUGUCACAUCCAAAAAGGAGGAAGAGGAGGAAACUGGAUAUCUGGGCCCGGUUUCCCAAAUACAACUUAAGGCAUCCAAUAAUUCUAAUGAUGAAUUUAGCCAUAAGAUGGUUUUGAGAAACCGUUCCCUGAUUAACACUAGAGAAGGAUGUGACUAUCGUGGAUCCUCUGGGGAGCCUCAACAACCUCAUGAUGCAGAGCAGAGUCUCUCCACAUCAGAACAUCUCAAGAAACACCAGCAGACACCCACAGGAGAGAAAUCUAACCACUGCUCUGUCUGUGGGAAGAGUUACUCAAGAUCAGAUUCACUGAAAGCACACCAGAGAAUUCACACUGGAGAAAAAGCUUAUAGCUGUGAUCAAUGUGGGAAGAUUUUUGCUACAUCAAGCAAGCUGACUAUACACCAGAGAAAACACACAGGAGAGAAACCUUUCCACUGCUCAGACUGUGGGAAGACUUACUCAAGAUCAGAUUCACUGAAAGCACACCAGAGAAUUCACACUGGAGAGAAACUUUACAACUGCUCUGACUGUGGAAAGAGUUUUGUUAUAUCAGGAUAUUUAAAAUCACACCAGAGAAUACACACAGGAGAGAAACCGUAUAGCUGUGAUCAAUGUGACAAGAGUUUUAGUCACUCAAGCAUCCUGAUUGUACACCAGAGAACACACACAGGAGAGAAGCCUUAUAGCUGUGAUCAAUGUGGGAAGAGUUUUCCUAAAUCUAGCCAGCUGACUUCACACCAGAGAACACACACUGGAGAGAAACGUUAUAGCUGUGAUCAAUGUGGGAAGAGUUUUACUGACUCAAGCAAUCUGAAUCGACACCAGAGAACACACACAGGAGAGAAGCCUUAUAGCUGUGAUCAAUGUGGGAAGAGUUUUACUGAAUCUACUCAGCUGACUAAGCACCAGAGAAAACACACAGGGGAGGAAAUAUCAUCAUUGAUGUGACUGGAAAGAGUUUUGUUUUGUCAGGACUUUUAUAAUCACACCAGACGAGACACACAGGAGAGAAGUCUCAUAGCCGAAAACAACAUGACAAAAGAUAGUCUGAUAAAAUAUCUGAUUAAACAUCAUUCAUGAAGGAGUUGAAUGCUUUUAACAUUGUAGUAGGAUUAUUCUAAUGAUGUCACAAUGUAGAACCCUAAACGUUUGUCCCCUGUUCUAUUGAUUUCAGCAUGAUAUGAAUAUUAGCCUCAUCAGGGGGAAAAUCCAGGCUCUGAAAUGAAAGAGUACUAUUUAUUUGAUUAACAAAAAAGAAAGUUGUGUUGCACUAUUUUAGUUUUUUUAAUUGUCUUAUGUUUUGCUGUGUAGUAAAUAUUUCAGUUUUUAUUUUCAUUGUUUUUAUUCGUCCAUGUCUGAAAUGUGCUAUAAAAAAAUAAAGCUUGAUUUGAUUAAAACAAAAUAAAAACAAAUUAACCCA